AGCAUACAGUCACAGAUGGAGAAGUUUGCAGUGCAGCUUGGUGCAGACACGUCAACCCAUUGGUUGCAUUAUAUCACGUGUGUGGAUCGAAAGAUGGCGUCUCCAAAUGGAGGUGAUGAUUUUGAAUCAUCUCUGCUGAGUUUUGAGAAGCUGGAUAGAGCAUCUCCUGACCUAUGGCCAGAGCAAUUGCCAGGAGUCGCAGAUUUUGCUGCAUCAUGCAAAAAUCCAAUUACCAAUUCCCCACCCAAAUGGAUGGCUGAACUGGAGAGUGAGGACAUUGAAAUGUUAAAAGAGCUGGGGAGCCUGACCACAGCCAACCUGAUGGAGAAGGUCAAAGGGCUACAGAACUUGGCCUACCAGCUGGGCCUUGAGGAGUCCAGGGAGAUGACCAGGGGAAAGUUCCUGAACAUCCUGGAGAGACCCAAAAAGUGAAGACCCAGGAUGUGUCUGCACAGAGAGUAAAACAACACCCAGACGACUGACUUGAGACAGAAGAGGAAUCAGACCUAUGCCUUUAUGUAUACACUCAUACUACUACUACCACCAUCAAGUCCCUGGAUUUGAAUAUUGACACUAAAUUCAUUCACUGCGGAGUUCCCCUCGAGUCAAAGGGCAGCAACACUUUUCACCCCUUGACCUGUACAUUUAUUUUGUCCUCAAAGGCAGUUCCAUUUAGUUUUAUAAUGAUUUGAAAUGGUGAAUUACUUUCCUGUUUAGCUAGCUUGCAGGACUGUUUUGAAAUGUGUAUAUUCUGUAUUUAUUAUUUUUCUAUUUGGAGCAUUCUAAAAAAAAAAGUGCAAUUUGUCAAAGAAAAUUGUGUAAUUCUUUAAAAAAAAUAAUAAAUUGCUCCCUCUUUUAGGCUAUAACAUGUUUAUUAAUUGUCCUUGUAAUUGGUAAUUACCCUCAGUGUGCAUCUAUGGAUACAAUUGAAUCUUUCAAUGGUUUAGGAUACAAUUAAAUUCACUUCAGAAACUGG
Messenger RNA from Oncorhynchus mykiss (rainbow trout), 976 nucleotides. The record is from RefSeq and is a predicted model, not a curated record. NCBI's taxonomy places the organism in Eukaryota, Metazoa, Chordata, Actinopteri, Salmoniformes, Salmonidae.